CAAGACGACACCUGUAAACGACGCUCCUAUUAGAAAUUCCCAUAAAUAUCAAUAAUGCAAUGGUAAUUUACGUGCCGCAGUGUUUCAGUCAAUGCUAUAAUUAGUUACUUCAAUCAAUAUGUGCACUUUGUCAAUGUGUUCUGUGUGAAAACUGGAUUUGGUCCGCAAUCAUGCUCUGUGGAGUAGCAAGUAUUUUAAUUGCCCCGAUUUCGUGAUGUGAUUACACGGUGGAUUAUUGCAGGUCCAUAAAGAAAUUAGCCCAUGGGUAAGGCGCGGGAGGACGUGACUGUGAUAUAUCUGUAUAAUGGAGACGGAAUCCGUGCGAUCCGAAUUAAGUAGCCGUUCGCGGCGAAGUUCUCGACAUCGGACACACAAUACUCAUCGUAGCACAAGAAGCACCAAGUCACAAAGAAAAGACUGUAUAGAUAGUAGUAUGGCGCCAUUCCAAACUAGUGUAAAUAUUAACCCAGAAAUUGGCCGAGAUGGUCAGGAAGUUAUCGAAGUACAAAUACUUCCCCAAGAUGAAAACUGGGGGGAAACUACCACUGCCGUCACUGGGAAUACUUCAGAAGGCUCACAAUCAAUGGAGGAUGUUAGUAACUGGCCAAUGGAAUCAGAUAAUGGUCUAGGUUUUGUCUGUUCAAGAUAUUUCACAACAACAGUGGCAUUGGGCCUGUCAUUUGUUUCCUUUGUAAGCCCUUUAGCCAUGGUUGUGUUGCCGAAAAUAGGGUUUUUCCCUGGACUAUCAGAUAAUAUGGCAAUACAACCCAGUCAGAGAAUACAGUUGCUAUCUUGUACAGGAGAAUGUAAAGGAAUCUUGCUGUCUAUAGCGUUUAAGUUAGUUCUCUUAGCUAUUGGAGUGUGGGCCGUUUUCUUACGCCCCAGAAAUGCAGUAUUACCAAGAAUUUUCGUAUUUAGAGCAGUUAUGUUUGUCAUACUGGCUGUAUGUACAUUUUCAUACUGGUUGUUUUAUAUUGUACAAAUUACUGAAGCAACGAAAGCUUUAGCUGUUGGAGAGGAGGCAGUUGAUUAUAAGUCCUUAGUGUCAUAUGUAUCGAGUUUUUCUGAUACGUUACUGUUUAUACAUUAUACAGCUGUAGUGCUGAUGCAGAUAAGGCAUUUAGAACCUCUGUAUUAUAUUAAGAUUGUGAGGAGUCCUGAUGGAGAGAGUAGGUCAUAUGCUAUCGGCCAGUUGAGUAUCCAAAGAGCGGCUGUAUGGGUACUGCAGAAAUAUUAUACAGAGUUUCCCAUUUACAACCCAUAUUUAGAGAAGAUACCUAUAUCAAAGUCACAAAGGAAGGCACAAGCUAGUAUAAAGUUUUAUGAAGUGGAUUCCAAUACUAACGCAUCUACUGGUCAGCCCAGGAGCGGUACAGGCUCGUGCACGGGAAGCGCGUCCCGGCGCCGCGACUCGGGCUCCGCGCACAACGAGCGCUACUACGAGGAGGCGGAGCGCGAGCGCCGGGUACGGAAGCGCCGCGCGAGGCUCCAUACCGCAGCUGAGGACGCGUUCGCGCACGUGCGCCGCGUGCGAAUGGCAGGGAAUGGCGGAGCGCUGGGCCCUCGCGAAGCGGCACAGGCGGUGUUCCCGUCGUUAGCUCGCGCGCUGCAGAAAUACCUGCGGGCUACAAGACAGCAGCCCAGACAUUCCGCUGAUUCUGUACUCGCUCACCUCGCCAGAUGCCUAUCCCAAGACGCCUCACCCCGAGCAUUCCUUGAACCAUUCCUCGUGGAAGGUCCAGUACUAGCCGCAGAGAAUGAAGCGAGGCAUGAACAACGCUGGUCCCUCAUAUCAGAUGACCUCCUAGCUCGGCCACUCGCAGACAACAUCGAGUUCCAACUCAGGCAAGGGGAUAUAUCACUCAUAUGCACAAUCAAACAACUGCCUCAGUUCAACUUGAGUGAGGAGGUUGUGGAUCCAAAGAGCAAUAGAUUUGUGCUGCGUCUAAAUAGUGAAACGUCGGUCUGACACGAGGAGAUCUGUGUCAGGGAGGAUAUGCGACUUGUGUGAUAGUGGUGUAGGAUAGUGGUGUAGGAUAGUGAAAUGGGAUAGUGAAAUUGGAUAGUGAUAUGGGAUAGUGUGGUGUUGUGAUUGAUGAAAUGUUUUAGUAACUGUGUAGUAGUGAUGGGUUUAAUAUAGGGGUUCCCUAUUAAAUAAGGAAAAAAAAAGGGAAUGUGUGUAUUCAUGUGUCCCAAUUAAUUUGGUUGAAAAGUAAGGUCCAAGUGAAUGUAUUUUGGGACUUUUUGUAAUAUGAGAUUUAUAAUAAUUUGAAUAUAUUAUCUUCACUGAAUAACCUCUCAAUUACAUGUUGUUAGUGAUUUACAAAAUAUUGAUUUUGAAUGCGUAAUCUCUAUAAAAUAAGACUGAGUAUUCUCAAUUCUACAACUACCCUCAUGCUAUUAAUUACGUAAAAAAUAUAAUAAGGGUGUAAUCACAUUAAUAAGUCAAGGUAAUAUCAUUGCUAAAUACUUAUAUUUAUGUAAAUCUAAUUAAAAUUAUAAAAAAUUUGAAGAAAAUAUUUUGGACAAAUGUAGUUUUUCAUACUAAUAAAUGUAUGAAAUAUUUGUAAAUUAC
This is a messenger RNA of Colias croceus (clouded yellow), 2575 nucleotides long. RefSeq names its product vang-like protein 1 (gene Vang). The record is from RefSeq and is a predicted model, not a curated record. Gene Ontology annotation, cellular component: plasma membrane. The coding region runs from base 305 to 1969 and encodes 554 amino acids. NCBI's taxonomy places the organism in Eukaryota, Metazoa, Arthropoda, Insecta, Lepidoptera, Pieridae. The transcript is spliced from 5 exons. Gene Ontology annotation, biological process: establishment of planar polarity; multicellular organism development; Wnt signaling pathway, planar cell polarity pathway.